Molecule: messenger RNA, 1213 nt
Organism: Fomitopsis serialis
Lineage: Eukaryota; Fungi; Basidiomycota; Agaricomycetes; Polyporales; Fomitopsidaceae
Product: SAICAR synthetase
Exons: 4
Coding region: 56-1003 (315 amino acids)
Biological process (GO): 'de novo' IMP biosynthetic process
Cellular component (GO): cytoplasm
Molecular function (GO): phosphoribosylaminoimidazolesuccinocarboxamide synthase activity
Source: RefSeq, a predicted model, not a curated record
CUCGCCUUUUCGUUCUGACUCUCACUGUCCUCACCAGUCCGCACUGUUACGAGCAAUGGCCGACACUGCUCUGAUCAACACAGAGCUCACUGCCCUAACGCUCGUCUCGAAGGGCAAGGUCCGCGAUGUCUACGCGACCUCUUCUCCCGAACACCUGUUGUUCGUAGCCACGGACCGCAUUUCAGCGUACGAUGUCAUCCUGCGCAACGGCGUCCCCGACAAGGGCAAAGUGCUUACCAAGAUCUCGCUGUUCUGGUUUGAGAAGCUGAAGGACAUCAUCCCAACGCAUUUUAUAACCGCAAACGUUGAUGAGAUGCCCGAAGAAGUAAAACAGUACGGCAGCCAGAUAGAAGGCAGGGCGAUGCUCGUCAAGAAGGCGAAGGUCGUACCCCUCGAGGCCAUCGUCCGGGGUUAUCUAACUGGAUCCGGAUGGGCGGAGUACAAGAAGUCCGGGACAGUACAUGGUAUCCCCCUACCUGCAGGGCUCGUCGAGUCGCAGAAGCUCCCUCAGCCGUUGUUCACGCCCUCUACGAAGGCCGAGCAAGGACAGCACGACGAGAACAUAUCACCACAACGCGCCGCCUCAAUAGUCGGGCAGGAUCUGUAUGACAAAAUCUCAGUCGCGGCCAUCAAGCUGUAUCAAGCCGCCGCGGACUACGCCCUAACGCGCGGUCUCAUCCUUGCAGACACGAAGUUCGAGUUCGGGCUCAUUCCGUCGCCUUCCGGCGGGGAGGAACUGAUCCUGGUCGACGAGCUGCUCACGCCAGACUCAUCUCGGUACUGGCCUGCUGAAGGCUACAAACCCGGAGGAACGCAGCCAAGUUUCGACAAGCAGUACUUGCGGGACUGGUUGACCAGCACGGGCUUCAGGAAAGGGUUUGAAAGCGGCCCGGAAGGAAAGGAGGGAGAGGGGUGGGUCAUGGAGACGAGUGUGGUGGAGGGGACGAGGGAAAGGUAUUUUGAAGCCUUGAAGAUGCUGGUGGGCGAAGACGUUACGUUGUAAGUGUUCGCAGCAAUCGUGCCGUAAAAUGUAGCUAUAUGUUUUCUAUAUUCAUAACAAAGCCGGCGAAUAUCUUUCAUCGCCUCAGCGUAGUGUAGCCUGCCGAAUGUGAAUCAUGACCUAAAUUGUACUGUUGUGUCCCGGCAAGUUUCGAUCAGUGUUUUGUAUACCUUGUUGUAGGACUAACAGCGCGAUUGAUUGUGUGUUAUCUAG